Messenger RNA from Solenopsis invicta (red fire ant), 5639 nucleotides. RefSeq names its product solute carrier family 35 member B1 (gene meigo). Bases 199 to 1164 code for a protein of 321 amino acids. Gene Ontology annotation, cellular component: endoplasmic reticulum membrane; Golgi membrane. NCBI's taxonomy places the organism in Eukaryota, Metazoa, Arthropoda, Insecta, Hymenoptera, Formicidae. The record is from RefSeq and is a predicted model, not a curated record. The transcript is spliced from 2 exons. Gene Ontology annotation, biological process: UDP-galactose transmembrane transport. Gene Ontology annotation, molecular function: UDP-glucose transmembrane transporter activity; UDP-galactose transmembrane transporter activity.
AUCUAUGUUACGUUUAUGAUUGAAGGCAUCCGGCCCGGCAUCAAAAAGAUAAGUAAAAGACGAUGGCAAUUUUCUAACCUACCGUUGCCCGCCACGUACAAUCAAUGUCAUAUGUUUGCACCAUCAUAAUAACGUUAACGAUCAUUAACGACACGUCAAAGGGUGCUUGAUGCAGUUUUACACCACAGCCGUACAAAAAUGGCUAUUACUAAUGAACAUACUAAGCUACUGAUAUGCGCAGCUGGUAUAUUUGUGUGCUACUUUUAUUUUGGUAUGUUACAAGAGAAAAUCACGCGUGGACAGUACGGCGACGGAGAAAAUCAUGAGAAAUUUACGUACAUGUUCGCAUUAGUCUUCGUUCAGUGUCUGGUGAAUUAUGUAUUUGCCAAAACGAUUCUGCUAACGAUAAUGAAGCAGGGUGAAGACACCACGUCGAAUAUGUACUAUGCAGUGUCCUCCCUGACGUAUCUUCUCGCUAUGGUAUGCAGUAACAUGGCAUUGCAGUUUAUCAACUAUCCAACACAGGUUAUCGGCAAAGCCGGCAAACCUAUACCUGUGAUGGUGCUCGGUGUAUUGUUAGGAAAAAAGGUAUAUCCAAUUAGAAAGUAUGUAUUCAUUUUCCUGAUCGUCGUUGGAGUUACAUUGUUUAUGUACAAGGACAGUAAUGUGUCUAAAAAGCAAGUGGAAUCACAAUUAUCAGUUGGAGAAUUAUUAUUACUAUUAUCUUUGACGAUGGAUGGAUUAACAAGUGCGGUGCAAGAACGAAUGCGGGCGGAGCACAAGUCGAAGUCAGGUCACAUGAUGCUUAAUAUGAAUUUUUGGUCCUUUAUAUUUAGUGGGACAGUGAUCACUAUUUCCGGAGAAUUGGUUGAAUUUAUUCAUUUCUUGCAAAGAUAUCCUGCCACUAUAUGGCAUAUAACGACGUUUUCCAUAGCCGGAGCAUUUGGACAAUAUUUUAUAUUUCUAACAGUAGCUGAAUUUGGUCCAUUGCCAUGUUCAAUUAUAACCACUACUAGGAAAUUUUUUACUGUUCUAGGCUCUAUUUUAAUUUUCGGUAAUAAUCUCUCUCUUAGACAAUGGUUAAGUACAUUUAUAGUGUUUUCAGGUUUAUUCCUGGAUGCUAUGUAUGGUAAAGACAAAAGUAAGAAGAGUACCGCAAAAUAGAAUGUGAUAAUUAUCUCAACAGUGCACUUACUUAAGUAUUCCUGUCAGAUCUGUUGAAAGCAAAUUUUGAAAGAAACAUGUGUGACAAAUUUUAUCCACAGUAAUGCUAGUAGAAAUAUAACAGAAUUUGCGAAUGGAAUGGCAGAUUAACUGCAGAAACUGAACGAAAUCUAUUGUAGCCAUUUUAAAUAAUGUAUUUUAUUUAAAUCUUUUAUUUGAAAUGACGAUUCUUGCUUUCACAGUCAGAUUACAUUGGCAAAUUUAGUGUUCUUAGUUUAAAAAAAUUCUCGGAAAUUUUAGAGAAAAAAUAGUUUUUUUCCUUGUAUUUUUUUAAGUUUUUCUUUUAAAAUAUUACCUUUUUGGCUUUUACAGAUCUUUAUUGACCUCGAAGUCAAUAAUUUAAAAUUUUUUUUAAAAAGAAAAACUAAUAAGAACUCUAAUAAGUAAGUAAUUCAUUGAUAGCCUAUUGCCAUUAUUACAGUCGUAUUUUUCUAUAUUGAAAGAAAAAACAAAUAAAAAAUUAAUUUUUUUCUUUAAUUUUAUUUCCAGAAAAUUAACAUUAUUACCAUAUUAUCACAGUUGUAUUUUUCGGAAAAAAUUGAAAAUUGAUUUUUUUCUCAAUUUUCCAGAAAAUUAAGAAUACUUGGCUAAUUAGGUUCUGGUAGUAAAACACGAGUUUAUUAUAGAAGCAGAUAAUAUUGGAUUUGUUGCAAUAUCUGAGAAAAUUUGCUGCCAAUCUGUUAUAUUGUAAGCAGUUUGCUUAUUGGAUGACAGGCACUUUUAAGUGUAUAUUUCCAUUUAAGAGUUUAUGUUGUUGUAUCACAACAGUAAUUUAUAAUUUGCUAUAAAUAUAUUCUAAGGUUUCUAAUAAUAGAUACGAAUUAAUGAAUAAUUGUUUUUUCUAUUAAUAUUUUUGUAAAUGAUAAAAAAUGAGCAAGUGUUCUUGUGUGAAAGAGAAUUGUGUAAUUUUCUACAAUUGCACGUAAUUAAUUCAAUGUUUAAGGCAUUGAAAAAUAAACAUGUGUUUAUAAUCAAAUAUUUUGAACAAUCCUUUUUAUUAUUCUGUCUUCAGGUAUCAAGAAAGCUACUAUUGAGCUAUUCAUAUUUGUAUUAAUAUACUGUAAUUUGCCAUCGAGAUUUCUGCACAAGAGUUUUCCUUAUUACAUACAUAUUGAAUUAUGAUAUCAGAAACAAAAACUUAUGUAAAUUUUUCCUUGCACUGUAUAUAAAAAUAAAUGAUAAAUGUACACACACACGCACGCGCCCAUAAUAAAAUAACCACAAAGAAAAUUGUUUAAGAAAAAAAUAAAAUUAAAAUUGAUUUUGUUUUUGAAAUUUAUAAUUUAAUAUAACUAUAAUGAAGAAUCAGGAGUUUUAGAUAUCUUGGGCACAAUAUCUAUAUAAUUUGGAGCAAAAUUUUUCACUUUUUAUUAUCCACUCAUUUUGAUUUCUCAUUUUGAAACUUUCAUGAGCGUUUAUUUAUCGAUUAAAGAAUUAUUUGGUUAUGGAAAAUGUCAAGUUUAUAUGAAUGUUUACAUUAUUUCUGUUGCUUGAGUUUUUCGAAAAAUCGCAAUAGUUACUAAGGGUACGUAUUAUAGAACUUCUCGGAAUAGAUUUUGAUCGGAAUUGUUCAAUUAAAUUUAUAUUUCUCAAAUUCCUAUUUUUUAGGGAAAACGAAAUAAUUGCGAUCAUUUCUAUUCCGAAUAGGGCAUGUAUUAUGGAAUUUUUCAGAAUUUUAAUCAAAAUUAUUCAAUUAUUUUCUAGAUUUCUAUUGUGUUUUACAGGGAAGAUGAAAUAAUUCUGAUUGAAAUCCUACCUGAGCAGUUCCAUAAGACAUGCCUAGGAUACAUAUAGAACUGCUUGGAAUGGAUUCCAAUUGGUUCGUUUGUUUCUUCAUUAUAUGGCCUUUGACUUUCUAACGACUACAAAUUGAUCAGAAUCGAUGUUUGCACUAUUACUGUAUUAUUUUUGUAAAGUAUACAGAGACUACACUGGCAAUUCGAAGUGUUGGUUUAUUGUAUUAAUAACCUUUAACAAUUUUUCAGACAAAACACGUUUAAAUAUGCUUAAUAGUGCUUCCUCACGAGACUUAUAAUUUUUUUUUUUUUUUUAAUGACUUGGAUUUCAAAUUCGUAUGAAUCGCUACCAUGAUUGUAUUGAUGUCAAGUAUUGUAUUAAAUAUUUUGGUCGCGUUAUCAAUUUAUGAUUCCGGUUGAAAUUAUUCUGUUAUCCCUAGAAAACAAUAGAAAUCUAGAAAAUAAUUGAAUAAUUCUAGAACUUUUGGAAUCCAUUCCGAAAAGUUCUAUAAUACGUACUCUGGGUCCAAUCAGAAUUAUUUAACUAUUUUCUAGAUUUUAUUGUAAAUAUUCUAUUCUAGGGAAAAACGGAACGUGUGCAUGCGUGUGCGUGUGUGUGCGUGUGUGUGUGCGUGCGUGCGUUCGUGUGUGUGUGUGUGUGUGUGUGUGUGCGCGUGCGUGCGUGCGUGUGUGCGUGUGCGCGUGUGCGUGUGCGUGUGUGUGUGUGUGUGUGUGUGUAACAUAUAUAUACAGGAUGGAUCUUAAUAAAGUCGAACUAGGUUUUUGUCUUAUGAGAAAAAUUGCUGACUGCACCAACGUUAUUUUGGCUUUAAGCGAGACUUAAACAUUUAUCCAUCUUUAUCUUUCUUUCUAAAUAAAUAAAGACAAGUACGUACUUAAGUCAAAAUAACGUUGGUGCAAUCAGGCUUAAAUUGAUUAAACAAGCAAUAGGUAAUUUUUAAGGUAAAAAUCUGAUUCAAAUAUUAAGAAUCAUCCUUUAUAUUAUUAUUAUUAGUAUUAUUGUAGGUAUAAUACAGUUUAUGGGUAAGUAAAGUGGACUAAUUUGAGUCGAAAAGUUAUCUGCUAUUUUGCAAAUUUUACAAUAGUUACUGAGACAUUGGCUUAGUUUACACCGAGCGUUUAGUUCGCCACCUAUACCCUAUAUUUGACCCAAACAUGGUACAUCACGACGAUGUAUGCAAACAGUUGUGAACUUGUUUAGGUCAGGUAACUUUUCGCGAUCCCUGACCUAUCUUAGAUGUCAAACCAUCCGAAAUAGCGCAUGUAAAUAGAAAUAGAUUAAAGUGUACCAGUAAAUUAUAAUAGCUUUGCUUUAUGCAGGAUUUACACUGCGUCCGACGUACGAUAUUCGAUAUUUGAAACCGUGGUACUGCGAUUCAUAUACGAAUCAGAUAUCCAAAAGCUGACAUGACGAGGACUAAGGCUACUUACAUUAGGGCCAAAGCCAUAAGUUUAAACGUUGUGAACGUCUCAUUAGUGGCUUACUUUAGGUCAGAGUAGAAGUUAGUGUAUAGGUCAGGUCGCAUGAUGUAAAUUAGGCCAUCAGUUAUUAAAAAUCGCCGAAUAAACGCGUCUUCGCCCGGUCCAUCAUCAAAUGCAAGCGCGCGGCAAUUGCCUAACGAUCGCGGUCAAAGAUAUAGACCUAGUUUACACCGGUCGUUUGGUAUGCUAAGUACAAUAUUUGUAAUAAAUUAACUUUAUUUGAUGUUGUAAACGAUGUCGUAUUAGUCUGAUACGAUACGUAUCAAACAGGCACUGAACCAAAGUAGUACGCAUUUUCAACACACAGAUAACGCUGUAAAUAUUUGCUUACAACGCGUACCAAAGUACUCGGUGUAAAUUAGGGUAUAUUAAGCAUGGAUUACGCCAUCCGCGUGUAAAAUAGGUCAACAAAAAUAAGAAAGAUAGGACGCAAAGACGAUGUUACAUCUAUAAUAAUAUACCUUGUACAUUCAUGUAUGUAUACAGAGUGUCUGAUAAUUAAGGAAUAAACUUUUGCGUAGUAGUAGAAUGGACUAAAGUGAGUUGAAAAGUCUUACCAUUUUGUGAUUUCUGCAAUAGUUAACGAGUUAUUAAUUUAUAAAGAUAGUCGAAUUCGCCCGACCUAUCGUCAAGCGCGCGAAAAGAUACGACCGUCUAGCAGUCAUUGUUGCUAAAUGCACGAGAAAACGUUUGGAGGUGUAUACAUUGCUCUAAUGCCGCUUAUAAAUAAAAACUACGCUCCUAGCAAUCUCGAUUGUUGGACGGUCGCAUUUUGCUGCGUGUUUAAAUUUGGCGAUAGGUCAAGAAAAUUCAAUUAUUUGUAUAAAUGAAUAACUCCUUAACUAUUGCAAAAAUUACAAAAUGGUACAGGACUUUUCUACUCGGUUUAGUCCACUCUACUUCUAUGCGAGAAUUUAAUUAUCAGACAUUUUGUGUGUGUAUAUUUUGAACAGUUUUAUUAUACGUGCCCUAAUAAGAAGGAAAUAUAUAAGAUGAGCAUUAUUUAUAGCUAUUAUACAUAUUGUGAAUAUAUAUAUACACACACGUGUAUGUGUAUAUAUGUAUAUAUACAUAUAUAUACAUAUAUACACAUACACGUAUAUACACAUGUAAAAUUUAUUAAUAUUGUAUAUAACAAAGUAAUGCAAUAUACAAAGAGAUGAAUCCUCCUAUUUG